CGAGGACGUUCGGUGACUCACGGCCGGAAAAGCACAAAGAGCUGCACAGGGCUAUUUUUUCUUUAUUUAUAGUCUCUUUUUCUCGGUGGACGGAACCAUUCUGAUGCUGAAUCGUGAGAGAGGGGGGGGGGUAUAUAGCGCAGUAACCGACGAACAUGGAAUUUCCAGUAUUUCUUCAUGCCCCAAACCUCCCCGCGCAGCUCGGGCCUCUUGGAGUCUGCCCCGUCUGUUUAAACCGAAAGGACACCCAAACCGACUCGUCAAUGCAAAAAAUAAAAGGGUUGCUUGAAGCAGGGGCACGGGGAACGGAGGUGUAAAUAGAAGGCAAAUGCUCUCGAUCGCUCGCUCUCCCUUUUAUUUAUAGAACUAAUUCAUUAUUAAGUAAAAUAACAACACGGAGGAACACCUCCACGGGGAGAGGCAAACGCUCGUGCUUUUGAUAUACUUUCUAUAGAGAUAAUAACACAGCCUAUGUAUUCACAUAUGUGUAAAUAUUUUCAUUGCUAAAACUAUAGAAGGACCUUCUGCGCGUGCACGGCUAAGUCAUACAAUAACUGUCGCUACUUCUGAAGCUUCUACUACGGGCUGCUACACUGAUAUCGCGACUACUACGAAUCCUCCCGGGUGAGAAGAUGGCAACUUUAACGAACGGGCAGGUGGACAGCACGGGACACGGCGGCGCGGGCAGCACGAACGGGCUCGUGAACGGAUUAAGCCACAGUCACAGUCCCGCGAGCUGCGCCACCAUUCCCAUGAAGGACCACGAUGCCAUCAAAUUGUUCAUCGGGCAGAUCCCACGUAACCUGGACGAGAAGGACCUCCGACCCCUCUUCGAGGAAUUUGGCAAGAUCUACGAGCUCACGGUCCUGAAGGACCGCUUCACCGGCGUGCACAAAGGCUGUGCCUUUCUCACCUACUGUGCGAGGGAAUCGGCACUGAAAGCUCAGAGCGCACUCCACGAGCAGAAGACCUUGCCAGGGGAUUCCCUUUUGCCUGUGAUGAUGGCGGCCAGGCUGAAGAUCAGCACGUAA
Messenger RNA from Anguilla anguilla (European eel), 1031 nucleotides. RefSeq names its product CUGBP Elav-like family member 4. The record is from RefSeq and is a predicted model, not a curated record. The transcript is spliced from 3 exons. Bases 633 to 1031 code for a protein of 132 amino acids. Lineage: Eukaryota; Metazoa; Chordata; Actinopteri; Anguilliformes; Anguillidae. Gene Ontology annotation, molecular function: RNA binding.